Indicator indicator is the source of this 711-nucleotide messenger RNA. RefSeq names its product EF-hand domain family member D1 (gene EFHD1). Bases 1 to 711 code for a protein of 236 amino acids. Gene Ontology annotation, molecular function: calcium ion sensor activity. The transcript has 4 exons. The record is from RefSeq and is a predicted model, not a curated record. Lineage: Eukaryota; Metazoa; Chordata; Aves; Piciformes; Indicatoridae. Gene Ontology annotation, cellular component: mitochondrial inner membrane.
AUGGCUUCGGAGGAGUUAGCCCAGAAGCUGCAGCGGCGGCUACAGUUGGAGGAGAGCGGAGUGGCGGGCGAGGUGGCGGACAAGGGUGAGGUGGCGUCUGAGGUGACGGCCGAGGUGGAGCGAGGCUCCCUGACGGCCCGGGCGGGUGCGGAGCUGAGCGCCAAGCUGUGCCGACGGCAGGAUAUCAACGAGGGGGCGGCGCAGCCCCGCCGGGCCGCUGUCUUCAACCCAUACACCGAAUUCAAGGAGUUCAGCCGGCGGCAGAUCAAGGACAUGGAGCGCAUGUUCCGCUUGUAUGACUCAGGACGGGAUGGGUUCAUUGACUUGAUGGAGCUGAAGCUGAUGAUGGAAAAACUGGGAGCCCCACAGACCCACCUGGGACUGAAGAACAUGAUUAAGGAGGUGGAUGAAGACUUUGAUGGCAAGCUCAGCUUCCGUGAGUUCCUGCUGAUUUUUCAUAAAGCUGCAGCUGGGGAACUUGAGGAGGACAGCGGCCUGUUGACUCUUGCAAAGCUUUCAGAGAUAGAUGUCUCCCUCGAAGGAGUCAAAGGAGCCAAGAACUUCUUUGAAGCUAAGGUUCAAGCUCUCUCUUCAGCCAGUAAGUUUGAAGCAGAGAUAAAAGCUGAGCAGGAUGAGCGGAAGCGAGAAGAAGAGGAAAGGAAACACCGCCGAGCAGCUUUCAGGGAGUUGAAGUCUGCAUUUACCCAGUAA